AUGAGCGCCCAGAGAACACACUCUCGGGUCAAUCAGGAUGAACAGGUACACGAUGGACUUGCUAGCCUUCAUGGCCCAUGUGAAGGUGUCCCCAGCAACGACUCUCCGUAUGCUCUGUCUUCGCUCGACCACAAUCCUCUCGGAAUAAACGUCACCUUUUUGCUGUUCUUCCAUGCCGCACAGCCCGAGGAAGGUAUUCGGGUCCUGGAGGAUGGCAUCAAACAGCUGCUGAAAGCUCACCCCUUCCUCGCAGGAGACGUGACUCGCCAGACAAAAUUUAGCCAGAGGAAGAAUACCUGGCAGAUCGAACCAGACGCUCCAGAGUCGCUUCUCAAGAUCCCUAUGCUCCAGACACGAUAUUGCCUGGCCAACUCGAUCAAGGAACUCGAGUCAAAACGCCUCCUAACGGGCGCCGAGGAACAGGAGAUCAUGCGUCAGCUCGCCCCGUUGCCUAUCGACAUGGAUCUUUCGCUGCCACAAAGGCCGGUUCUGCGCUUCCAAGCCAAUAUCAUGCGCGAUGGGGUCAUUCUCGCCAUGACAUUCCACCACGCUGCAAUGGAUGGCGCGGGUGCUGCACGAGUCCUGGGCCUGCUAGCCGAUUACUGCAGGGAUCCGGCCGCGUCUUCGGCGGGUGUGAUACCAGACCGGCAGUUACGAUCGCAGAUUGACUGUCUUGCGGCAGGAUGUAGUUCCGGCGCCUCGAGGGCGGAUUUCAGCCAGCACUAUUGCGGCCUCGGAGAUUGGGCGGCACUCCUCGCGGAGAAUUGGUCAGGCUUCCUGCAGGCGAGAGCUACCGAACUUGUAACCUGGCGACUGACGAUUCCCGGUUUCAAGGUCCAGUAUUUAAAAGGAGCUUGCAAUGCGCUGCUACAGGGGCAAACGUCUGCGCUGGCUGGGAGGCCGACUCCGAGGAUCCUAUCCAAUAACGACACUGUGAGCGCCCUGAUAGCCAUGAUACUUCGGCAAGCGGGACAAUUGGCUGGUCAAUCUACUGAACUGUCGAUUGCAGUGGACAUGCGCGCCAAUUUCCAAUCACCGGCCUUCAAUAACUAUCUGGGAAACAUGGUGCUACUGACAUACACGCCGAUCCCCGCUAGGAAGGACCCGGCCCCAGUCGAUGGACCAUUUCCCCCAACAGAAUUGCCCCAGGAGUAUCUGGAAGAGCACACCCGGAUUGCAGCCCGUAUACGACAAAGCCUUCUCGAUGUUGACGCAGAGUACAUACAAGGCGUUCUUUCCCACCUCCACUCGCAGACCGACUGGGCGAAAAUUGGAUUCCGGGGUGUCCCGAUCCCCUUGAGCAGCUUUAGGAAUUUUGAAAUCUUUGGUCUGGACUUUGGAGAGAGCCUGGGAUCGCAGCCUCGAGGGUUCCAACUACAUUUACCCGUCCUGGGGGGGAUGUGUUUUAUCCUUCCAAAGCGUCAAGAUAGCACGGAGCCGUGGGACUUGCACCUGACUCUCAACCGUGACGAUGUAUCUAACGUAGCAAAUGAUCCUUUGUUUCGCUGGGCUGCUGGGGAGCACCUAUGA
Messenger RNA from Aspergillus fischeri NRRL 181, 1530 nucleotides. RefSeq names its product O-acetyltransferase pyr7 (gene pyr7). NCBI's taxonomy places the organism in Eukaryota, Fungi, Ascomycota, Eurotiomycetes, Eurotiales, Aspergillaceae. The coding region runs from base 1 to 1530 and encodes 509 amino acids. The record is from RefSeq and is a predicted model, not a curated record. Gene Ontology annotation, molecular function: acyltransferase activity, transferring groups other than amino-acyl groups. The transcript has a single exon.